This is a messenger RNA of Symbiodinium sp. CCMP2456, 6594 nucleotides long. NCBI's taxonomy places the organism in Eukaryota, Dinophyceae, Suessiales, Symbiodiniaceae. The record is from the annotation of a GenBank genome assembly.
AUGACACCGCUGGAGCCCUCGCUGGGGAUCCAUGCCAGCUUUGCCGAAGAAGGUGCAGCAGAAGCUGAAGAAGAAUCACUGCCAGUAGCCGGGGAGUCGCUGUUCUCACUCGUCUCUCAAAAGGAAGUGGAGGCCAGAGAGCUUCGGAAGAAGCAGCUGGAAGCAUUCUGCGAGAAGCGGCAGGAGGUGCGCCUUUCGCAGGCAGGUGCAGUGGAUGGGAUCCCAGACUGGCUGCUUGACGCUUCGUCUCUACUGGAUGAAUUUUACCAGGCUUUGGGUCAGCGAUCUGGGGGGCUGGAGCGAUUCCGGACCGUCAUUGCGGAGGCUGCCAAACGGCUGAACGACGAAGAGUGGGAGCAGUUCAGAAGGAUGCCUUUUGACGCCACUCAUCGCCAGGAUCUGCACGUGUUCUCGCGCCUUGUGGCGGAUGCAGAGCCGCACUGGAAACGGCUGAUGGAAGAUCCCGCGCGCAGCUUCAGCAAUGUUUCGCGGCAGGCCAUUGUUCGCGAGUAUUUGUACAUUGGUCUCGACAUGGAGCGGCCCGCUGCGGAGGCUGUUGAGAGCGUUUUCUAUGUCUCCCAGAAAGCCUUGCUCGUCGUCAAGAUGAAGCUGAAGAACGAAGAGGAGAUACCACCGGAAGUUCUUCGUUCCUUCUCGUUUCCAGGCGACCACGAGGAAGAUCAAAUGCUGAUUCCGGUCGAUCUGAGUGUGCUGGACAAGCAUUUCCCAGCAGAGGAGGAGGACGCACAGGAGCUGUUUGAUCAGUUCGACAGAUUGAAUGUAGACCUCCUCAUUGGGAAGUUAGGCUCAAAGAAAGCCGGUGAAGUUUUCGUCGAGGCGCAGCAGGCGUUCCUCGCCAAUCGGAACAGUGAUGAUCCGGACAUGAGAGCUCAGCCGAUGUCAGUCGCUGAGUGGAGACGACUUUGGGCAGGUUGUGAGGAGGACUUGGAGGAGGAAGUGCUUGAGGAGGAUCAAGAAGUGAAUGAGGAAGCCAAUGAAGGUGAUGAUGAUGUCGAGGAAGGCUUGAGGGACCCCAGCGAGCAGAUGAUGGAGUUUUUUCAACGCCGAGGCUGGAGCAUGCAUCGUGCUCCUCCAGUCUUGCCCAAGCCCUUCGACAAACAAGCUGGAGAAGCAGAUGGCCCGGAUGGGUAUCAGCUUGCGGUUCUAGACCUCACCUUCCCCUGUGACGCUCCACAAGAGGGCGCGGAGGUGGGCUUGUCGAGGCCAAGGGGCGAUCUCUCCGAGAAUGAUGCUGACGCUGCAGUCGAAGUUCUGGAAGAGAAAGGAUUCAGAAUCGGCAGCGACGCAGAACUCGAUGAUUUGGUGCGUGGUGUGCUGCAAGACUCCGCACAGCAACAGGUCACUUGGGCACCUGGAGCGGGUCCGGCACCUCGCCUUUGCGGAUUGCCGCUCAAAGCUAGCGGCUUCGGGAAGAUUGGCGUAUCGCGCAGCGAUGAUGUGCGCAGGCGGCUUCACACAAUCCAGGGAGCCUUGGCCGAAGCUCUCCGCAACCUCCAGACGGGUGGUGUUUUGGUUGCAAGUUGGUGCGGCCUUCCCACUCAUCCCGUGCUGCCGUUUCUGACGAAGCAACUUCGGCCAGGAUUUCGCCGUGUACAUAUUUUGGUGCCCCCGGACUGCGUGACCUUUGAGACAUACAUCGUUGCUGCAGAGUUCGACCCAACCGGGCACAACAGCCGGCCAGAUCCUGUCCCUUUGCGACCCCGCGAGAGUAGAAACUCGCUGCUGGGCUUGGAGCCUGCCGAGAUGUGCAAGUUCAACUUCCUAAAUUGGUUGCGGAGUCCGCUGCGGAGUUGGUCAACAGGUUACGACGAUGUUUUGGCAUGGACGUUAAACUUCAGACGCGAGAUCUACGAAGAGUGUUUGCCAAAAUACAAGGACACAGUCGUGAACGAUGUGCGUGCCGAUGCGGCUUACGAUCGCCCCUGGCUGACGAACAUGCCCGCGAAGUCUCAUGUGGCUCGGUCGGCGCCCCUGGACAUGGAGGCUCGCUUCGAUGAGAUGUGGUCUAUCUACGCGACCAAGCUCGGGCUAUUGAUGAACAAGCUUGAGCCGCAUUCGCUUGAUCCAGAUCUUAUGCCUGAAAAGCCCCCGUACCGGUUCAAUGCUACCACCAGCUGGAGUGUGCCGAGACCCGUCCUUCCACCGGCAGAGCUGGUCAUACUACCCCAGAGGAAGCAGAUGCCGACCGAACGGGUACCUGAAGAGAGAUCUGAAUCCAAAGUGGAGGGAUCGAAGUCAACACCAUCCAAGUCGCGAAGUCGCUCCAAAGGAGGCUCAAAAGAGCAUUCGAAGAGAGGCCGUACGAAAAGCAAGGAGUCUGGCAAGAUCAAGAGUGGGGCCUGCGAAACAUUGCCCAACGACUCGUCGACCAGUUCGGAGAAGCCCACCGCGGGCAUCUCAGCCUCGGAAAUCUCCGGCACGUCCUCCGCCACGGCUCCGGUAAUCCCGUCUGUGUUGGAGCAGGAAGGCGUCUCGGAGGAGCUUCCCGUGGCUCAAACUGCCGAUGGGAAGCUUGAACCUCCCGGAGAUGCUUCACCUGAUCCGGGUUCCGGCAAUGACGGCCUGACUGCUCCUGCCAGCCAGCAAGAUCCGGAGAUCGAUUUGUUUGAAGAGUUGCCACAAAUGUUUGGCUCAAAUGUACACCUGCCGUGCGGGAACAUAGCUUUAGGUUGCACCUUUUACGGCGUGAUGGCGCCGCCGGCGAACAGUGAUGGUGGAUGCCCAGAGCCAUUUGACACCGUCUUGUUCGUUGAUGUGGACGGCGUAUUGAAUGUUGGCAUCCAGGAUGAUGGAAAUGCCCCAAUUUUGCUCAAGACCAAUGAGCUAGACCUGGCACGAGAGCUUUGUGCCGCGGGCUACAACGGCCGAGAUGCUGAUACCGCACGGCGAAUUUGUGCUCUGGCUUCCCACUCGGCUGACUGCUUCGGGAGCAUCACGUACGAAGCAUUGGCAAGCCAGGAUCAGCUCUCCAAGGUGUUGCUGGGACGACUGGCGUUGCUCAUCCAGGAGGCCGGUAGUCGUUGCCAUGUGGUGCUCUCUUCCAGCUGGCGGAAGAAGCAGCAUGCUGGGAGACGGAAGGUGCUCGAGGAGGAGCUGUCCCAGUGCCUGGGGAGGCCGUUUGUCUUCGACGGAGUAACUGCCUUGCUGCUACCGGAGCGGCACGCCGUGCACAGACUUGCAGCAAUACGAAUGUAUUUGUCAGAUUUUGCACAGAAGGACAGAUUUACUGCCAACGUCAAGGUGGUGGUCAUCGACGACUUCUUCCUGAGUCCUGUCUCUGGUUGGGAUUGCGGUGACACGAGCUGCCAGAUCGGAGAUGCCCUUUGGCCAGCGCUCGCACAGGAGCGGCCCGGCUCUCCGGAGUUCUUUCGGGCCCGAAGUGCCGUUUGCCCUCGGGCGAUUCUGGUAGAUGCAGAGCCGAAGGUUGUGGAAACUGUGUUGUGUCGGGACAACGGUGCAUACAAGUUUGAUCCAGCGAGUGCAGUCACGACCCAAAGCGGUCGGGGUGGCAAUUUUGCACUGGGAUACGUUGGAGAUUCUUUGGGCCGCGCUUCCUCGCUGGAUGGAGAUUCUGAGCCCCUCUGGGCCAAGGCCAUGGAGCGCUUUCGACAUCAAGUUGAGGGCUGUCACGGUCGACACCUGGGAACGUACUUAGCACACUCCUUGGGGGGCGGAACUGGGAGUGGCCUCGGAACCCGCCUGGCUGAAGAGGUGCGUGAUGCAUACCCAAAGGCAUCCCUGCUCACGACCUCCGUCCUGCCAAUCUCCAGUGGGGAGAAUCCGAUGCAAAGUUACAAUGUGAUCUUGGCGCUCUCAUGCAUGCAAGAGGUCGCUGAUGGAAUCCUUCUGUAUGAGAACGAUAUGCUGCUCGCAUCUGCUGAUGACAGUAAAACGGCAGAUUACAGCUGUGGGACAUCGCUGGCUUCCAUGAACUCGGUCUUGGUGCGCGACCUCGUGCCACAUUUGUGCCCAGAUUCCCUACCGGCUGAUUUGGGGGAAGUGCUGUCUGCGGCUGUUCCACUGCCCAGUCACAAGAUCGUUCAAGCUUUCAGCGGUGAAGUGCUCUCAUCACUUGGGCCACCGUCGAGUCCUAAGCCUGUCAUCGAUGCGUUGAGGCUUCCACGAAGUUCCCGCAACUCUCAAAACUUGAUUGCUGCCCGAGCUGUAGUGCGUGGUGCACACAAGCAGCUGCUUGGCAGUGUGGCCUUAAAAGAUGAGUUGCUUGAUAAAUUAGGCGGUGCAGUGCCUUGGCAGCCAUUUUCUCUUGAUAUGCUCUGCAGUACACAGCCUUUGCGCUCGGCACCGCUUGCACGAGCGAGUAUUUUGACCAAUUGGAAGAGAGUGUCACAAACCCUGCGGAGCGUGCACUCGACAGCCUGCAAGAAAUAUGCCUCGGGCAUGUUCCUGCACUGGUACGAGACAUGUGGAUUCGGACCGGAUGCCUUCGCACAGGCUUUUGAGAUUGUGGAAUCUGUCAUAUGCGCUUACGAAGGCAUUGAGUCUGUCGCAGAUGCUGAAGCUUACCUCAUGCGUGGAAUGGAGAGCUCUGACCUCACAGCAGAAGUGAAAAUUCUGCACUGCUACGAGGAGCUUGCGACAGGUGGCUACAGACUCCAAGUGGGCACAGGCUUGUCCGGCAACCUUUUGGCUGAUGCUUUCGAGUUCUUGAAGCCGAAGGAUGCCGUGAGUCCAGUGCAUCUCGAGGGAGGAGAAAAGGCCAAACUUGUCAAAGAAGGUGCAAAGAAGAGCAGCUUCUUCCAAGUGGUGGCCAAUGCUUUCGCGAUGACGCUGACACGCGCGGCGAACCAGUUUGUCCGUGUAAGGCCAGUGAAACGGCACAUCGCCCGGCCACAAGUUGCCGGGCGAGCACAGUGCACGAUGUGGAUGAGCUCCACGCUUGGAGCAGCACCAGGCAUCGGCCCGGAUCCAGUAGCCCUCACAAACAGCAGUUCAUGGCUGAGCGCUGCGUUGGAGAAGAUACCGACCUUUUGCGCACAUGAAGCCUUGCCCACUUUGUACAGAAGACCGUGGCCCAAAGCAUUGCAGCGGUCCCCAUACGAGCAGGUCAUGUCAUCCACUUCUGCUGAUGCGGCUCGGCCACGUAGCGCCACUAGCGGCGUCGCCACUGCCAAAAGGCUGGCAGGCGCCGUCCCAUCGCGCAACCGGCCGAGCUCCACCUCUGGACGUCGGGGAGCGAGUGUCUCCCCAAAGCGCCAGACUGCAGAGUCAAAGUCGAAAGAUCCUGCUCGUCCCCACUCUGCGGCGUCCCGCCUCGGGCGUGCCGCGACGCUGCCUUCCGUCGCGCAGCGCCCUGCAAGUCGCCAGAAUUCGCCUUUUGCCAUGGGGUUGUAUCUCGACAACCACCUCGUGGUCUGUGGCUCGGCCAAGGUGCUCCUGAGUGCAGCCGUGGCAUCGGCUUACGCCACGUUCCCGCUGAAAAGUCAAGCCAUGGGCCUCUCACAUACCCAGCGAGCAGAGGUGCUCUCUGCAUAUCCCCUACUUUACCUGGCUAUGCUUUUCCCUGCUGGCGCAGCCUGUGACAGGAUUGAGGGGGCACGACUGGCAAUGGCGCUAGGCUUGGCAGGACUGGCCAUUAGUGUGUGUGGUUUUGGAUACUCCACUUCUGUGGUGAUGCUGGGCAUGAUGCGCAGUGCGCAGGGCCUAGCCAGCUCAGCAGCGGACGUUUCCUCGGCAGCAUUGGUGGCCGCUGUAGCAGGGACGAGGCUGGGCUACAUGGAAGGUGUUCUGGAGUCCUGCGAAGCUUUGGGUUGGAUCCUGGGACCACCCAUAGGUGCCUUCUUGUACGACUCUGUGGGCUUUGCUGCGGCCAACUGCAUCUGGGGUCUACUGGCCGCUGGUCUUGUCGCGCCCGUCUUACACCUGGCCACGCCGGGUACAUGCAAGCUGCUCGAGGAAGAGCCUGAGUCCGCAGAUAACGGAGAAGUUCAAAUUGAUGCAGACCUGGUGAGUUAUUCAAGGCUUCUGAUCCGCUUGUCUGCACAGGGAAGCCCCAUUUUUGCCUACGGUGCCUGCAGCGGCGCCAUGUACUCCGGGCUGGCCUUGCACAACAGGGCCAUAGGAACCCAGAAGAGCGCCUUACUUCAGUUGCUGGUGGCCGUCAGCUACCUUUUUGCUGCACCGGUGGUGGGCAGACAGUGCGAUGAAUGUGCAGGAGAUUGGGCGGCCUUGAGCAAGAAGCUGGCUAUGGGCUGGACCAUUCUGUUCGUGGGUUUUGGUCUCCUGGCGAUGGAUGCCGGCAUACCCAGCAUGGCGCUGGGUUUGCUUCUCCUGGGCUUGGGGGAGGCCUUCGUUUUACUCCCUUCGUAUCCCAGAUUAACUUUGGAAUGCCCUCACCGUCCCGGGUUGGUAUCUGCCGUGUUCAACGGGAUGUGGGCCCUUGGUCAGGCCUCCGGGCCAUUCAUCUUGGCGUUGGUCUCCUGGUCGCAGGCCGAGAUCACAGCCAGCUGCCUGGCAUUGAUGCUGGCUGGCCUAUUCGCCGCACGAAGAAUCAAGUCGACGCAUCGCCGAACCCAGGUGGAUAGACUACGGCCACAACGGCGUACUACUGACUAG